This is a messenger RNA of Scheffersomyces coipomensis, 4107 nucleotides long. RefSeq names its product putative acid anhydride hydrolase. The record is from RefSeq and is a predicted model, not a curated record. Gene Ontology annotation, cellular component: membrane. NCBI's taxonomy places the organism in Eukaryota, Fungi, Ascomycota, Pichiomycetes, Serinales, Debaryomycetaceae. Gene Ontology annotation, biological process: transmembrane transport; intracellular calcium ion homeostasis. Gene Ontology annotation, molecular function: P-type ion transporter activity; ATPase-coupled monoatomic cation transmembrane transporter activity; ATP binding. The coding region runs from base 1 to 4107 and encodes 1368 amino acids. The transcript has a single exon.
AUGGUGAAUCUGUAUUCCAAAAACCAAGCCCUUGGGUCAAGGGGCAGAAGAUCUUCGUCCUUUGACAGAAGAAGGUCUCGUUCUCGUCAUGACUCCGUCACAUCUCUUGACUCAUCUGCUAGUUUCUUAAUCGAUGAGAAUAACAGUGAAAUGUACUCUGGUGCAGCUUCAGAGGUUAUUCCUUCGUCGAUUUCAUCGUUACAUUAUCCUCAUCACUUUGGACAUUUCAGAUCUCGUGGAGAUUCUAAUAUUUCUCGAGAAACUUCACCAUUAUUGGCAGCUGAUGAGAAUGACCUCGAUUUAAGAUCGGUCCAUUCAAAUGCUUCAGUUAAUUCAUACGAUACCAAGGCUAAAUUCAAAUUCUUUUCUCCUGAUGAAAUUGAAAUGGCCCAAGGUGGUUCAACUUUAGAAAAUCCAGAAGAUCCAGUCGAUUAUAAUACCAAUUGGGAUUAUUCUGUUGAUAAGUUUGAAGAAAUGCCUGCCGAAAAUGAAGCUGUGUUUUCUAACCAAGAUGAAAUGUUACUUGAUGACGCCACCAGCAGUCGUUUUCAAUCACCAGAACCAUCAAGUUAUGGUGCAUUAAAUUUCGAUAGACAUAGACGUGACUCAGAUAAUAGUAGUACUAAAUUAGAUGAUGAAGAUAGACAAGAGAGCACUAAAGUGAAUAGCGAAUUCAAUAAAGAAUAUCCAGCUAAAUUAAAUUAUCAAAGAUAUUAUCUUGCUGAAGAAGAUUUGGUUAUUGGUAUUGCUGGUUAUUCUAACUGUUUGUGGAAAAGGGCCCUUUAUUACGUUAUAUGUUUAGUGACAGUUGGUUUAGGAUAUCUUGUAUUAAGAUGGUUCCCAAAAUAUAGAGUCAAUUUAAUGGGUAAUAGAAGUCCAUUGGGUUUGUCAGACUGGUGUGUUAUUGAAAAUGAAUUUGGUGAACUUCAAAUUGUUCAUAUUGAAAAGAAGAGAUUGAAUGAACCAUUAUCAAGUUUCAUAAAUUUAUCUCCCAGAGACAAUGAUAAUGGUGCGGAUAUUAUACCCAACAAAGAAAGUGACCCAAUAAUUCCAUUCAUCCAAUCUUUCACUUAUAGAUAUUUAAAAUUCUUCUAUGAUCCAGUGGAAGAUAUCUUUAGAACUAAUAGUAAUUGGUAUGAUUUACGUUGGUUGAAUGUCAAAAGUACAAAAGAUGGUGUCUCACAAUCUUUACAAGAAAGAAGAUUGGAUAUUUUUGAUGAAAAUAGUAUUGAAGUUAUCCUGAAGUCUGUGGUUCAAUUAUUAGUUGAUGAAGUUUUACAUCCAUUCUAUAUAUUCCAAGUGUUUUCAAUUUUUCUUUGGUUAGCUGAUGAUUAUUACUACUAUGCAUCUUGUAUUUUCUUGAUCUCAAUGAUUUCAAUUGUGAAUACCUUGAUUGAAACAAGGUCAACCAUUCAAAGAUUGAGAGAUAUCUCAAGAUUUUCAUGUGAUGUCAGAGUUUGGAGAAAUGGAUUCUGGAAACAAAUAGAAUCAAAAUAUCUCGUCCCAGGUGAUGUAUUUGAAGUUGAUCCUUCUUUAAGUAUUGUUCCAUGUGAUGCUUUGUUGAUUAAUGGAGAAUGUGUCAUAAAUGAGUCUAUGUUAACAGGAGAAAGUGUUCCAGUAUCAAAAGUGGCUGCAACUCAAGAAACAGUCAAAUAUUUACCAGAAAAUUUCACUCAUCCAACAUUAUCAAAAUCAUUUUUGUAUAAUGGUACGAAACUUUUAAAAAUGAAAUCAUCAAAUGAUGAACCAGUCACUGCUAUGACCAUCAAAACGGGGUUUAAUACUACUAAAGGUUCAUUGGUGAGAUCAAUGUUGUUUCCAAAACCUACCGGUUUUAAAUUCUAUGAAGAUUCAUUCAAAUAUAUUGGAUUUAUGACAAUCAUAGCUGCAGUUGGUUUUACUUAUUCGACAUAUAAUUUCAUUCAAUUAGGAUUAAGUACAAGAGUCAUGAUUUUAAGAGCAUUAGAUAUCAUUACUAUUGUUGUUCCUCCAGCUUUACCAGCUACAUUGACUAUUGGUACAACAUUUGCCAUCAAUAGAUUAAAGAAACUUGAAAUCUUCUGUAUUGCCCCAACUAGAGUUAAUAUUGGAGGUAAAUUAGAUGUUAUAUGUUUUGAUAAGACAGGUACAUUGACUGAAGAUGGAUUAGAUGUAUUAGGGAUUCAUGUGGCUAAUAAUGCUGAAGGUAGAAAAGAAAUCAUCUUUGAAGAUAUGGUUAAAGAUGUUGAUGAUUUACAACAACCAAGAACAGGAUUAUUAUCAAAAAGUGCUCAUGAUUCAAAUAAUGGACCAUUUUUCCUUGCUGGAUUGAUCACUUGUCACUCAUUAAGAUUGAUUGAAGAUGAAUUAUUGGGUGAUCCAUUAGAUAUUAAAAUGUUUGAUUUCACCAAAUACAAAUAUCGUGAAGAUGAAGUCAAUAACAAAUCAAUUCUUUAUAAGGAUGGUCAUACCGAUAAUUUUGUGAUUUUGAAAGAAUUAGAAUUCAUAUCAUCAUUAAGAAGAAUGUCAGUCAUUACUGAAUCUAAUGAUGAAUAUUAUUUAUUUACAAAGGGAGCUCCAGAAGUAAUGUAUGAUAUUUGUGAACCUGAAUCAUUGCCUACCAAUUAUGAUGAAUUGUUGCAUCAUUACACUCACAGUGGUUACAGAGUUAUAGCUUGUGCUUAUAAAUCAAUCCAUGAGAAAUCCCUCAAUCAAUCUCGUGAAAGUUUAGAAUCGAAAUUAACAUUUACUGGUUUUAUUAUCUUUGAAAAUAAGUUAAAACCAUCCACUAAGGAUACUUUGACUGUUUUGAACAGAGCUGAUAUUAGAACUAUAAUGUGUACAGGAGAUAAUAUCUUAACUGCUAUUAGUGUUGCUAAAGAAUGUGAAUUGAUUCAACCUCAUAUUGAACAUGUGUAUAUACCUAAUUACGAUGAAUCUAGUCAACAAAUUGUAUGGGAAGAUGUUAAUGAUUCCGAUAAUAAAUUAGAUUCAGUGACCCUCAAACCUAUCAUCAAUGAUAUUAGACAAGUGGAUAAUUCUCCAGGAUUGAAUAAUUAUAAAUUGGCCAUUACCGGUGACAUAUUUAGAUACUUGUUAACUGAAGUUAAAAGUGUUUCAAUGAUUAAUUCAGUGUUAAUGAAUUGUGAUAUUUUUGCCCGUAUGUCUCCUGAUGAAAAACAUGAAUUGGUUGAACAAUUACAAAAGAUUGAUUAUACAGUUGGGUUUUGUGGAGAUGGUGCUAAUGAUUGUGGUGCUUUGAAAGCUGCUGAUGUUGGUAUCUCUUUGUCGGAAGCUGAAGCCUCUGUGGCAGCUCCAUUUACAUCAAGAAAGUUUGAAAUUUCAUGUGUUUUGGAUGUUAUAAAGGAAGGUAGAUCAAGUUUGGUUACUAGUUUUUCAUGUUUUAAGUAUAUGUCGUUAUAUUCUGCUAUUCAAUUUAUCACCGUUACUAUCUUAUAUAAACGUGGUACUAAUCUUGGAGAUUUUCAAUUUUUAUAUAUUGAUUUAAUAUUGAUCUUACCUUUGGCUAUCUUUAUGUCAUGGUCUAAACCAUUUCCACAAAUAAUAUCCAAGAGACCAACUGCUAAUUUAGUUUCACCCAAGAUUUUAAUACCAUUAAUUUGUCAUAUAACCAUCAUAUUAAUCUUCCAAUUAAUUUUAUGGUUGAUGGUUCAACAUGAACCAUGGUAUAUUAAACCUGUUCCCGAUGAUGAUGAACAUGUCAAAUCUACAGAUAAUACCAUUUUAUUCUUAUUCUCCAACUUUCAAUAUAUUUUAAUUGCAGUGGUAUUAAGUCAAGGUCCACCUUAUAGAGAAUCAAUGAUUAAAAAUAUGCCAUUUAUUAUUAAUUUAGUAGCAUCUACUUUACUUUCAGCUAGUUUAUUCUAUAUUGAUGGUGAUUCAUGGUGGGGAGAUUUCAUGCAAUUAACCAAUAUGUCCAUUAAGUAUUAUUGGUUAUUAAUUGUGUUUGGAAUAGUGAAUUUGUUAAUUAUGAUGUAUGGUGAAGAGAAAUGGUUUGCAAAAUUUGCAUUUUAUUAUAAGAGAGUAUUCCAUAAGCUGAGACUCACUAAAAGUAAAAAAUUAUUUAAGAAUUUAAAGAGGGAAUUUACUACCAUACAAUCAGUUUAG